Messenger RNA from Prosopis cineraria, 1436 nucleotides. RefSeq lists its product as uncharacterized. Lineage: Eukaryota; Viridiplantae; Streptophyta; Magnoliopsida; Fabales; Fabaceae. The record is from RefSeq and is a predicted model, not a curated record.
CUUCUUCCCUUGUCCGCACUCCAUCAACUACCACCUCGACAGUCCUUCACGGCGAGAAUUGCUCUUAUUUCUCUUACUUUCUCUUCCAAAUUAAUCCAACUUCAUCACUUGACAGAAUCCGCCUGCGAGCUUCGUGGAUUGAAGAAUUCGUAUAUGCCCAACUGAGCAAUUCGAGGCAUUCAAUCAAAUCAACCAAAUCCCAUGGAUUCGCUUUCUUCGGUUUCGCCGUCCAUGGUUUUACCUCCCAGUAACCUAUUUCAUCGUCAAGCACGGAGAAUUCAUCUGUUUUCUUGUAAUCCUCGUAGUCGUAUUCCGAGGCUCGCUUCAGUAUGGCCUAAAUCACAUAGAAGGCGUUUGAAACACGUAUCCUGCAACCUGGGUGGUGGAGAAGGUGUUAAAGGAGAAGACGACGAUGGAAGCGAAGAGGUCGAGAGGGCCCUUCAUAUGGACGGGACCAUUCCUGGGACUUCCAACGAGUUUCUGAGGCGGGUUUCGUCACGUGCUUAUGACAUGCGAAGACAUCUCCAGCAAAGUUUUGAUAGCAGCAGCUACGACGUUUUAGAUGCCAACCCAUGGAGAGAAUCUUCAAAGCCUGUCUAUGUACUCACCCAAAAGGAAAAUCAACUGUGUACAAUGAAAACCCGCAGAAAUAGAAGUGAAGUUGAAAGAGAGCUUGGAUUGUUAUUUUCUAAAGGAGGUAACUGGAGAUCUGGGAUUGGAAAUCAGUCCAAGUCCAAACAAGCAAGGGGUGGGACAAAAUUUACAAUGCUUGUGGAAGAUAUCAGAGAAGGAGUGCUGGUAUUUGAAGAUGAAAACGAAGCAGUAAAGUAUUGUGACUUGUUACAAGGAGGAGGUCAAGGUUGUGAAGGCGUGGCUGAGAUCGAAGCCUCAUCGUAUAAAAAAAGAGUAUUUGAUCUAUGCCAGAGAAUGAGGGCACUUGCUGUUCUGUUCCCGGCGAGGGGGACACCUCCUCUAACCGGAAAGUUUGAAGCUCAAUCUGAGAGCCCGAAAAGGUCUCUUGAAGAUCAAGAUGACUUGAUUUGAAAUUCUAAAUUCCGUGUGGUGGAGUCAGCAUCCGGAUGCUUAUGCCCCAGAAAAAAGAAAAAUAUAUGAAAAUUAGUUAUUGAAGCUGAGGAACAGAUCCUACUUGCUGAAUAUUUUAAUAAUUGAAUGUAUAUACCAUGUACAUUGAUGCUCAUUUUCAAAGUUUGGCUUUUGAUUUGAAAUCUGAAGCCAUCUUGUGAGUUACAGGUUAAAAAAUUCUGACGAAUCUGAAUAAAUGGGAAGCUAUUGUUUUGAAAGUACUAAAUCUUGUGGACGUGUGGUUGUUGGGGUCAACGAGGAGGACUUUCAUGUUUACUUUUCAAUUAUCGGACACUAUAAAGUAAAGAUUGACGCAGCCCAUAAAAUUUAAUAAUAUGAUAAAUCUGAUCUUA